Messenger RNA from Panicum hallii, 507 nucleotides. RefSeq names its product prostatic spermine-binding protein-like. The record is from RefSeq and is a predicted model, not a curated record. The coding region runs from base 1 to 507 and encodes 168 amino acids. The transcript has a single exon. NCBI's taxonomy places the organism in Eukaryota, Viridiplantae, Streptophyta, Magnoliopsida, Poales, Poaceae.
AUGGCUUCUUCUUCUUCCUCUGCUUCCUCCGCCAUUUCCUUCGAGUCCGAUUCCACCCGAGAAGCCACUCCAGAAUACGACCCCAUUGCCGCCUACGAGGCCUACGCUCCUCUGCAUUGGGAUGCAGAGGAGUGGGACUUCAAGACCUGGUUAGAGGAUGACGAAUUCCUGACCGAUGGUGAAGACCUCCACCUCCUCCUCGGCAGGGAGCUGGACGAAGAUGACGAGGACGACACGUUUUGGGAAGAGGACUUCUUCUCCUCGGAGGAAGAAGCCGAUUCCUCAUCAAACGAAGAGGACUCGGUGGCAGGAGGCUACCUUCUUGGCGGAUCGUUGGAGGAUUACAAUGACGACAACGACGAUGAAGAAGCCGAAGACAGCAACGGCUUCAGCAGCGAUAGCAGCGGAGAUGAUGGCGGUGAUGACGACGGCAGUGACGACGACAGUGACGCCAGCAUGGAUCCUCCGAUCAAGCGCCACAAACUCUCCGGCACCUAUUGGUGGUAG